This is a messenger RNA of Vespa mandarinia (Asian giant hornet), 1463 nucleotides long. Its product is annotated as glycine-rich cell wall structural protein-like. NCBI's taxonomy places the organism in Eukaryota, Metazoa, Arthropoda, Insecta, Hymenoptera, Vespidae. The record is from RefSeq and is a predicted model, not a curated record.
AUCAGGUUGAAAGAACGAAACUGGUAUAAUAUUUUUGAUGGGGAACAACGAUGGCUGCCAAGCUUUCGUUCUUCCUUUAUACCUGCGGAUUCAUCUGCGUCAUCUUGGAAUUGUCCUUGGCUACGAGGGAGCUCGAAUGGACGGAUAAUGUGGCCGAUCCGUCGUAUAAAUUUUCUUACGUAAUUAAAGAUGGCAGUAUGAAGAUUAUUCGUAGCGAAGAUAGCGACGAAGUGACCGAUUUGAUCGGUAAAUACAGCGGACAUGAUCCAAUCAACUAUGGUGGACGACCAGCUGAUUAUACUUCGGACGGAAGCUAUUUCCACGUAAAGUAUGAUUCCGAUAUAAAUGGUUUCGGAUCGGACAAACAACCGACGCAUUAUUACGAGCAUUACGCGUAUGGACACCAUGGGGAUUACAGUCAUGGAAGUGAUGGUGGUGGUGGAGGAGGACAUGGGGGCUAUGGUGGAUCCGGAGGAGGAGGAGGAGGUCAUGGUGGUUCUGGAGGAGGAGGACAUGGAGGCUAUGGUGGAUCUGGGGGAGGAGGUGGACACGGUGGAGGAGGUGGAGGGCACGGUGGUUCUGGAGGUGGAGGACACGGAGGCUAUGGUGGAUCUGGGGGAGGAGGUGGGCACGGUGGAGGAGGUGGAGGGCACGGUGGUUCUGGAGGUGGAGGACACGGAGGCUACGGUGGAUCUGGAGGAGGAGGUGGAGGGCAUGGUGGUUCUGGUAGUGGAGGACAUGGGGGCUAUGGUGGAUCUGGAGGAGGAGGUGGAGGACAUGGUGGUUCUGGAGGUGGAGGGCAUGGUGGUUCUGGAGGUGGAGGACAUGGAGGCUACGGUGGAUCUGGAGGAGGAGGUGGACAUGGUGGAGGGCAUGGUGGAUCGGGAGGAGGCGGUGGACAUGGUGGAGGACAUGGUGGAUCUGGAGGAGGAGGUGGACAUGGUGGAGGACAUGGAGGAGGGGGUGGAGGCGGAGGACAUGGAGGCGGUGGGCAUGGUGGCGGAGGCUAUAGUGUUACUGAAGGAGGUGGUCAUGGGGGUGGUUCCGGAGGCGGAGGACACGGAGGUGGUGGUCAUGGGGGUGGUUCUGGAGGCGGUGGACACGGAGGUGGUGGUUAUGGAGGUGGCUCUGGAGGCGGAGGACACGGAGGCGGUGGUCAUGGAGGUGGUGGUCAUGGCGGUGGUGGUCAUGGCGGUGGUGGUCAUGGCGGUGGUGGUCAUGGGGGUGGCUCUGGAGGCGGUGGACACGGAGGUGGUGGUCAUGGGGGUGGCUCUGGAGGCGGGGGACACGGAGGUUACGGUAGCGGAUAUGGUGGACACGGUGGUCACGGUGGUUCUGGAGGUCAUGGCGACAGCAGCGGUUACACGGAUGGCCAUGGAGACGGUGGUUACGGUGGUUACGGUGGCGGUGGUUUUGGCUACGGUGGUUAUGGGCAUAGUUAUCACAAGUAUGCUAUUAAGUAA